UUUUUUUUUUUUUGUUUUUUUUUUUUAAACAAAAAAUGUUAUUCGUAUUUUAAUACUGCUGUUAUAACUUCGGGUAUUAAUUAAACUGUUCGUGUUUUUACGCACGUGAGUUUUACUUUCCCUGAUAAUUUUUUGAAAAAUCUUUGUGCAGAAACUUCUGCUUGAAAUGGACGUCUUGUGGACUUUACCGACAAAGCUGCAUUCGUCUACGCGACUGAUCUGUUCGCCUGUUCCUCAUUUAAACUCUCUUAAUCUUUAUUUGAACUUAAGCACAUUGCUGAGAUCUACUGCCACACCAAAGAUGGAAGCCUCGGUCUUCCACCUAUCUGGAGUUUCUAAGACACCAGCGGUGCAUGCGCAGUACUUGGGGCCGGGUCGGCAAUACAAGAUGGCGGAGACGGUGGGGAGGGAGAGGCGGAGGCGGAUCCGGACUGAGCUAAGCGAAGCCUAUAGUGGAUUCCCGGCAAUCUUUGUUGAGAACAGAUGAAGAAACAUGGCAAGUGACCAGGGUAUGGUGAGGGGUGACCAUGGGACAGUCCUAACCCCAACAAGCUCCUCAAAUCAGGUCCAGCCUCUAUCCCCAACAGUCACUAAACCUGUCCAGGAACUACCAGAUGAGCUGAUCCAGGCAGGAUGGUCUAAAUGCUGGAGCAAGCGUGAAAAUCGUCCAUACUACUUCAAUCGUUUCACAAACCAGUCUCUGUGGGAGAUGCCAGUCCUGGGGCAGCAUGAUGUUAUUUCGGAUCCACUUGGCUUAAAUGCAGCUCCUGCGUCCUCGGAAACUGGGCAAGUGACUACAGAGGCAGUAGUGGACAAUGGGCAGCAUAAAAGACGACUGUCAGAGGAAGCCAUACCUGAUGCACCCAACAGCUUCAAGAGACCAAAAGUGGAUGUGCAAGUAAACCCCACAACUCCAACCAUACCCAUCUCCCCUAGUACUACAGGAACUCCACUAUCAAAAACAUGGAAUGCCACAACAGAGGAUAAGCAACUGCCCACAUCGCCAGCCCCUGCACCGUACAGGCCGACUGUGAUUUAUUGGGACUUGGAUAUUCAGACAAAUGCUGUAAUUAAGGAGCGCCCUCCAGUUGAUGCACUCCCUCCCCACCCGGAGGUGGAGCUAAUGAGGUCACAGCUGACAACAAAACUUCGCACCAACUACAAGGAGUUAUGCCAACAGAGAGAAGGCAUUGAUCCUCCACGAGACUCUUUUAACCGUUGGCUUUUAGAGAGGAAGGUGCUAGACAAGGGCAAAGACCCACUGCUGCCAAGUGAAUGUGACACUGCUGUGUCUUCAUCUAUGUUUCGUGAAAUCAUGAAUGAUAUUCCCAUCAGGUUAUCACGAAUUAAAUAUAGAGAAGAGGCCCGCAAGUUGCUCUUUGGAUAUGCAGAGGCAGCUAAGAAGCUGAUAGAGUCUAGGAAUGCAUCUCCUGAUAGCAGAAAAGUAGUCAAAUGGAAUGUGGAGGACACUUUCGGUUGGCUGAGGAAAGAUCACUCUGCCACAAAAGAGGACUACAUGGAUCGCCUGGAACACUUACGAAAGCAGUGUGGUCCUCAUGUCACUGCAGUAGCAAAAAAUUCAGUGGAGGGUAUCUGUAGCAAAAUCUACCAUUUGUCCUGUGACUAUGCACGUCGUAUCAGAGAGCGCCACCUCGCCCUUCUAAAAGAAUGCAACAUCACUGAAAAUAUAGAGACCCCAGAGGUGCAAGAUCGUCUUGUGUACUGUUAUCCUGUCCGCCUGUCCAUCCCUUCUCCUUCACAGCCUCGGGUUGAGCUGCACUUUGAGAAUGAUGUUGCCUGUCUGCGCUUCAAAGGGGAGAUGGUUAAGGUCAGCCGCAGCUACUUCAGCAAGCUGGAGCUUUUAUAUCGGUACAGCUGUGUGGAUGACCCCAGGUUUGAAAAGUUUCUGUCAAGAGUAUGGUGCCUCUUGAAACGAUACCAGGCAUUGUUUGGCAUUGGAGUCCAUGAAGGGACGGGCCUACAGGGGGCAUUACCAGUUCCAGUGUUUGAGGCUUUGCACAAGCAGUUUGGUGUGACUUUUGAGUGUUUUGCUUCACCUCUGAACUGCUACUUCAAACAGUUCUGCUCUGCCUUUCAAGACACAGAUGGCUUCUUUGGAUCCCGUGGACCUUUCCUAAGCUUUUCCCCUGUUAGUGGGUCAUUUGAGGCCAACCCACCAUUUUCUGAAGAGCUUAUGGAUGCUAUGGUAACUCACUUUGAGGAUUUGUUACAGCGCUCCAAUGAGCCCCUUUCAUUCAUUGUGUUUGUUCCGGAGUGGCGAGAUCCACCUACACCUGCACUCACUCGUAUGGAGAGUAGCCGCUUUAAGCGACAUCAGCUUACCAUUCCUGCAUUUGAACAUGAGUACCGCAGCGGCUCUCAACACAUUUGCAAGAGGGAGGAGAUGUAUUAUAAAGCUGUCCAUGGUACUGCAGUUAUCUUUCUUCAGAAUUCGGCUGGAUUUGCCAAAUGGCAGCCUACUCCUGAACGUAUCCAGGAGCUGAUGGCUGCUUACCGGGUGUCUGGGCGAACUCUGUCCUCACAGGGGACCACAUCAACUUCAGCCGGCAAUGCUGAGAAAGAAAAUGAAGCUGGCAAAGAGCAGGGGACAAGCAAAGAUGUGUCUACACGGGAUAGUUCAAGUCGGGACAACAGGAAUCUCACUACAGCAUCACUGGAGACAACAAGCGUGUAAAUGAUGGGGGAGGGGGGGCUAUUUUUAAGGCUGUCUGACAGGCUGGACCUGAGAAAGGAGUAUUUGUAUAUACCUGGUCCCUGGUGGACUUGUUUUCUAAAUUUAAAAUGAACUGACAUGCCAUUUAACAAAAAUUAACAUGACUGAUUACAUGGAAACUGUGGGCACUUAGUGCCCAGUUUCAGAUUAACCUGGCAAUACUGCCUUGUCACUUGGUUGGUAAAAUUGUCCUGGACCUGGCUGGAACAAGCGUAUUUAUCGGCAUGUCUUCAGCAAGGCAGCUAUAUAAUCAUAAUUAUGAACUCUUUUCAGCACCAAUUCUAUCCUUCCCACUUGCUGUACCACUUCUGUAAGAUAUUUGUCACCAGCAAAGACCUAUAGACACUGGCAAGGCCGUAUGUAUCAGAGCUGUGUGUGUGGAAUUACUUGUUCCUUUUUACUCAGAGUGAAUUUAUUCUUUUACUGUUUUUAUUUUGCAUAAAAGUGACUGAAGUGCAUUUUAAAAAGCUCUU
Erpetoichthys calabaricus (reedfish) is the source of this 3207-nucleotide messenger RNA. It is a transcript of the gene pcif1, whose product is annotated as phosphorylated CTD interacting factor 1. Lineage: Eukaryota; Metazoa; Chordata; Cladistia; Polypteriformes; Polypteridae. Gene Ontology annotation, molecular function: mRNA (2'-O-methyladenosine-N6-)-methyltransferase activity; RNA polymerase II C-terminal domain binding. Gene Ontology annotation, cellular component: nucleus. The coding region runs from base 494 to 2695 and encodes 733 amino acids. The transcript is spliced from 16 exons. The record is from RefSeq and is a predicted model, not a curated record.